Boeremia exigua is the source of this 3441-nucleotide messenger RNA. RefSeq names its product S-adenosyl-L-methionine-dependent methyltransferase. Lineage: Eukaryota; Fungi; Ascomycota; Dothideomycetes; Pleosporales; Didymellaceae. Gene Ontology annotation, cellular component: nucleus. Bases 1 to 3441 code for a protein of 1146 amino acids. The record is from RefSeq and is a predicted model, not a curated record. The transcript is spliced from 6 exons. Gene Ontology annotation, molecular function: methyltransferase activity.
AUGACGGACAGGAGAACGGCACACAAUCGAGCCACCUCAGACACUCAGGACAACGCCCCGCGUAAGGCGAAGCUCACGAUUACGCCAUCGCCGUCAGAUUAUUCAAGAUCGCAUGUGGCAAAUUACACACGACCCGCGCCUGUCACUUCUGAAGAAGACUUGCUGAAAUUCGCAAACCGCGCACGGACGCCGAAAGAACCCAUCAUUGCUGAUCUUGUGGAUUUCGAGGUUUAUAGGUGCCCUGAAACCGACCGAAAGCGAGCUUGGGAACUAACAAGUCUGCACCUGUUCGACGUCAAGGCGAAGAAUCUCUGUUUCGACGGCCAUGUUCAGAUCAACAAUAACAGAUACUAUGUUGAACUGGUUCACAUUGAGGAUACCUCAAUCGAGGGAUAUGAUUCAGAUCACAACCCAGGCGUCGUCGCGUACCUUCAGACGCGCUUAGCAACAGAAGACGUAACCUCUGAUCUCUGGUUGCGAUUGGGUCAGCCAGCUCUGCGUUAUGCGAGAUUUCACUCGCCGUUCUUGUGGGUCGCUGGGCUUGGCAAACAUGUAAUUGAUUACAUGUGUGAUCGGCCUAGGGGCACAGUGAGCUUGGAGGAUUUUGCAGAAGACUUCCAUUCUUGGCUGAUGCACCGCUUUGGCUCCAAUCCCAAGUUUCAGAACUGGCUUGCAGCAUUUGAAAACACAGACUUCCGCGUCGCUUUCAAUGCCUAUGUAGGAUUCUUCCACAACCAAGCUCUCAAUCUGCCCACUUCAAAGCACCUCACCAGUCACCCAGUGUGGUCCCACUGCAUGUGUGAUCGAAAGAUGGCGGUUGCCAGGCAGCCAAACCAGGUCAAGCACACGCUGACCACUCCCCACGUAUACCAAUGCUUUCAGCGAAUGUACUUCGCCGGUAAGCUAAAGCUGGUCACUCCCUCUGGUGCGGUCAGGCAGAUGCAAGAAAAGAGAAAAGCGACGUUGGGCUUUCCCAGAGUUCGCACCAUACCCCUCCUUUCAAGACGUAAAGAAGACAACACACAUUCCUCUCACGUUCAAGUGGGGGACGUGGUCUCGAUCGUGCCCGAUGGCGUCGAUAAGGUUCAUUGGCAAAAGUCGAACGAUGACUGGUUGGGUUAUGUCCAGGGAACGGAGACGACCACGACAGGAGCACACGAUGUUAUACGGAAACACACCGUGGAAUGGUCGCCGCGCUCACUUCAGACUGAUAAAGAGUUCAUCCUCCGUCAGACUUACAUAACUAACGACAGUGCUUUUGUGACUAUCAAGGAAGACCACAAGAUCUGUCCCUGUCGCAGGCCAAAGUCGAGCGCUAUCAGGUGGCUUGCCGGCGAUACAGUUUACAUCAAGAAGAGCACCAAUGGGCAUGAGGUGCUUGAACCUGUCGUUAUCCAUAGAAUCAACAAGAAGACGAGCGAGAUACAAGUUCGGAAGUUACUCCGUCUUGACCGAGACUGCUCAGCACUAGCAGUGGAAGCAAAGAGGGGGAAGAUACUUCCCAACGAACUCGUCCUCACAGGCAAACUGAAGACAGUGGCACCAUCCCGUGUUGAGCGACCGUGUCACAUUACUUUCGUCAAGCAAGUGGAUGUACUGAACGGCCACAUAGCUUCGCCGUAUAAUUUAGGAGGAGCUGGAGAUUACUGGUUCAUCAGCAUGGGUAUCGUCGACAUGCACAAUGUUGAGCGCUUGAUCUUCUUAGAAAAAUUACCUGAGGGAUUUCACGAAGCCCGAGAGGCGCAACUCCCAUUCGAGAAGCUAAGGGGGCUUAGUCUAUUUAGCGGCGGUGGCGGCCUCGAUAGAGGACUGGAAGAAGGAGGCGCUGUGGAAUUCCAGACAUCAGUCGACUACGACUCCGCAGCAAUCCACACACAGCGUGCGAACUGUAAAAAUUCGCAGCAGAUGCGACUUUUCUGCGGUUCGUUUGAUGAUUAUCUCGGGCUGCUUCUUUCCGGAGACGAGAAUCGCAUGGUAGCACGUGUAGGCCAGGUGGAUUUAGUUGCUGCCGGUUCACCUUGCCCAGGAUUUUCGACACUCCAGCAGAAUAUGCUUAGUGAACAAUCAAUCACAUACGCCUCCCACAUUACUACCUUCUGCACAGCUGUCGACUUAUACCGUCCACUCUUUGGGAUUUUGGAGAAUGUUGUGAACAUGGCGUCGACACGUACAGGUCUUGAAGAUCAAAAUGUUCUGUCACAGUUAGUAGCUUGCUUGGUCUCGAUGGGUUACCAGGUCAACCAGUAUAUCAUGGACUCAUGGACGUACGGGAGCAUUCAGCGACGGUCGCGUAUCAUCCUGACAAUAGCAGCGCCUGGAUUUGAACCGAUAUUGCAACGGCCACAUACGCACAGUCGGUCAUACGAGGAUACACGUGCACGGAGUCUCGGAAAGCUCCCGAAUGGAGAGCGAUUUGGCGAUCGUGAACACUACGCCACUCCUUUUCCGUAUGUGUCCGCUCACGAUGCCACCUCAGACCUGCCAGACAUCGGAAACAGCAAUACACAAACCUGCAUACCAUACCCCGAUCACCGGCUCUUACGAUCCACCAACAGCAAAACUCGAGCUUUGCUUGAGUGCAUCCCGAAAUGCCCCCCUGGCUAUGGGUACGCGGAGGCCAUGGAACUAAGUCUGAUUCCACCGCUUCUGCAGAUUACAAAGAAGGAAACGGGCAGGGCGUACCGACGCAUAAAGGCGGAUGGUCUCAUACCUACCAUCACGACAGCUGUCCAUAUGCAAGAUGCGCGCAAUGGUGCCUCGGUGCACUGGGCUCAACAAAGGCCUUUGAGCAUUCAAGAAGCACGACGCACACAGGGUUAUCCAGAUAAUGAACCCAUCAUCGGCUCGCUCAGUGAACAAUGGAGGACGCUCGGCAAUGGAGUGGACCGAAAGGUCUCAUUCUCCGUAGGUCUCGCUCUGCGAGAUGCGUACACAAACUCUAAUCGUUACCAUUGGCUCGGCCACGGUCCAGAGAAUGACGCUGAGCUCAUUGUAGACGUGGAAGAUGAUCAUCUAUCAGAAGCAAGAGAACGACCAACAGCUGCUCUUCAAACAGCAAGCCCAUCAUCGUCUAGAUCAUCGUCGACGGAUUCAUUCUCGUCCACGCGGGAUGCACGACAAAGCUUGCCCCACCGUGGACAAAACCUUACUGCUAAUACGAGUCGCCCGUUUAAACGUCCAAGAGAAGGUGAUGAACCUCACCAGCAAAGCGUUUCAAAUAAUCACAACAACCCUUUAAAGCGACCGAAAGUGGACACACAAAGGUCAUCGUUACCCGCAAACACAACGCCAGAAGUCAGAAUUAAAUCCGAGAACAGACGGAAGACACUACCACCUCUCCAGGGGACUACCCACACUAGAAGGUCGGGGCUAGUGCAGUUCGCACCGAGAACAUGGCAUAAGAAGAUUGAGGAUCCCAAGAACAUUAUUGAGCUGGCAUAA